UAUGUUCCAACAGCAUGCAGAACUGCCAUAGAUCUUGCAUUUUUGAUCGACGGCUCAGCAAGCGUGGAACGUUAUGGCAUCGGAAACUUCCGACGGUUGAUCGACUUCGUCCGUAAUGUUAUCCUCGGUUUUUCAGUCUCCCGAACAAACACGCGCGUGGGAGCCAUCGUGUUUGGUACCAAGCCGUAUAAGCUUUUCGGCUUUAACAGCUACACAAACAACGGCGCUAUCUUCAACAGGCUUAACAAGGGGGUCCAUUACCCCAAAUCAGGGAGUCGUAUCGGUAGGGCUUUAUUGAUGGCGCAAAACCAGAUGUUCCGUAAGAACACCAGACGUUCAAGGACCACUAAGGUAGUAGUGGUCAUAACCGAUGGAAGUUCAAUGGAUGACGUUGCAGGACCUUCAAACGCUUUAAAGGCCCGUGGUGUAAGGAUUUAUUGUCUAGGGGUGGGACGGUACAUUAAUGGUCGUCAGUUAGACAUUAUGGCUUCUCCUCCACGGAGGAAUCACAUCUUUACUGCGGACUGGACUCAUUUGGGAAUCGUAGUUAACGAACUCAGGAACGCAAUUUGCUUAGGUGCGUAACUUUUUCUUUUUUUUAAAUAAAAUGAAAUCGUAUUAUUUCGAAUCCUUAGUACUUCAAUUCCCCCUCCUAAGUGUUUACGGACUUGGAUCUAUGACUGUGAAUAUCUACAAUUUCACACAGGAUAUGACUCCUUUAAAUACAAAGAAAUGGGCAAUGAAAUGAUCUAAAAUUGAUAUUAAUUUCCAUAGCACUUACUCGAGGUUAUGUGGGUGUAAAGGUGAUUUUUGUGAGAAGCAGCCAUUUAAGCGAAAAAUCUGAACACAGAAAAGGUUUACUUUAAUAUGUGACUGUAUCGGGCGAUUUAUGUAAGAAGCAGCCAUUUUAACCAAAAAUUUGACCACGAAAAAGUUUACUUUACUAUGUCGUUUCUCUCACCUCAUUCCUAGUCCACCUCGCUGCUUAUCCUAAAAAAUGACAACCGCUGUGGCUUGACAUACUCCAAGUUAUCAACCUUGUUUAAACAUGCGAUAGGAAGUGACUUUUAGUUUUAGUUCACGCAAGCAAUCCAACUCGUCUUAUUUAUUUUCAGGCACUGGUGGAAAUCUUUUACCAGCGAAGCAUCGUGUCUGCCUCUGUCCCAUCACCAGACCCCCAAUAAGUAAGUGGUAACUUUAAUAUUUAAAAUUUCGAGUGCCGCAAGUAAUCCGGGCUUUUUCAAUCUUUGGUUUACCACUCCGUGAUUGGUAUAGAAAAUCUAGGCACUCUGUCGACCAACAGAUGCACACUCGUCACUCGUCACUCGAUCACAGAUUUUCCUGCGCCGCAGGAAGUUUGUUCGUUUUUUACUCUGAAUCCUCACGGACGCCUUAUGAUAGUAAUCGUGGUUCUGUUUACUCGUUAUGAUUUUUUUUAAACCAUUUGAAAACAGAGGCUGGGCCGCUCGAUUUUUAGCCCAUUCACAAAAAUAAUGUUGUGGCAUACCGCAAUAUUGGUUUUUGAAAUUAAAGUGGACUGGACUCAAAACACAAGAAAAUGCAGAAAAGCGACGAGUUAGUCACGUUGUUGUAUUUUAGAAUUACCCCUUGUCAAGGAUAGAAGUAGCAGUCCACUGAAGCGUCUCCUUUCUUAGUUUCAGUUUGCACAGUUAGUGUGUAUGGUGAAAGUGUAGUUUUGUGUUAAAGUGACCCGUUCUCGUACCAUCUUUCUUUUGCUUUCAGAACCGACUACAAAGCCAACUAAAAGAACACGUAAGUGUAGUUUUUCCGGUAAUGGAAACUCAUUGUUAAAGGUUUAAAUGAGAUGCGCGGGAAAAUACAUUAUGUAACGGUAUCUAAACCAAGGGCCGCGAUCUACAAACGCUAUAUAAUUAAGUGUUAGUUAAGUUGUUUUCACAUAAAUUUGUCGCCCAUAGUUUAUAAAAAUCUUUAAACAAAUCUUGUACCUAUAAGUCAGGAACUGCAUUCACGUUCAUGCAAUUCCCAUUACUAAUCAAAGAAUUUUAAUUCGUAAGGCUUACAGCUUGCAAACACACUGAAAUUUUAAAUGCAUCCCUUUCGACAUUACCCAGUUCUUUCAGGUCCAGAAAUGUCCUGCUCCUUAUAGCACACGAAAAUCAUCAAUAUAGUAACUAUGAAAUUUACGGUAAAAGAGCCUCUUCAUGAUGUAUACCAUGCAACAAAAAUAAACUGUUCUUUUUAAUAAUUAUGCUACGAUUGUAUAAUGUUUUUAUUUAUCGAAUUUGUUUCAAUUUUCAGGGUUCCCCCGUAUCGUUGCGUUUUACCCGCUCAGUAGAAAAACAAGAGGUAAAGACAUCAGCUCUAGCCAGAACCCCGAGGGAAAAUUACACAACGUACGCCCCGCACCUGGCCCUGAUGGGCUUCCUGAUGGCUCUUACUAUUUCUACGGAAGAAAAACCAGUUAUAUAGAUUUCCCCAACAAGGGAAAACUCGAUUCUAGAUACUCCCUUACUCUCCUCGCCUGGGUCUACCCUGAAGGUUCUGGACCAAUAUUUCAUUUUUCUCCGGGUGGAGUUCGCUUCUGGGUCGUCAGACCGAAUACUCUGUUCGUGCGAUUUGUCCGCCGCACAGGGAGACCAACCCGGCAGUUGAUCAGUCGCACAUUGAGACCUGGAAGGUGGAAUUACGUUGGAGCGUCGUAUGACGAAAGGACAGGAAUUGCAACGCUAUGGCGAGACUCUCAACCUGUUAAGUCUCUGUUCAUUGGUCGCAUUCGUCUAGCUACCAAUCGACCUGUAAGAAUGGGUGCAUUGCCGCGUGACUUGCGGUACUUCCGCGGAAGGAUCUCUUGUAUGCAAGUGUAUAGUGUACCCCUGUCUGGUCCUGAAAUAAAAAGAGCUGAAAGGGUUUGCUUCCGAGCACGUGAGUAA
Molecule: messenger RNA, 2912 nt
Organism: Pocillopora meandrina
Lineage: Eukaryota; Metazoa; Cnidaria; Anthozoa; Scleractinia; Pocilloporidae
Source: the annotation of a GenBank genome assembly